Messenger RNA from Chiloscyllium plagiosum (whitespotted bambooshark), 3951 nucleotides. RefSeq names its product transcription factor EB (gene tfeb). Gene Ontology annotation, molecular function: RNA polymerase II cis-regulatory region sequence-specific DNA binding; DNA-binding transcription factor activity, RNA polymerase II-specific; protein dimerization activity. Gene Ontology annotation, cellular component: nucleus. Gene Ontology annotation, biological process: positive regulation of DNA-templated transcription; humoral immune response; regulation of transcription by RNA polymerase II. The record is from RefSeq and is a predicted model, not a curated record. NCBI's taxonomy places the organism in Eukaryota, Metazoa, Chordata, Chondrichthyes, Orectolobiformes, Hemiscylliidae.
CAGCCAAACCAGCGCCGGCAGCAGCUUUUCCGGGUUUAUUUUUGGAGGAGGGGGUUGGUCUGAUUUGUCACCUCGACGCAGAGAGUUAACACCAGGAACGGUCAAAUUUUCCUGUGUGUCUGUGGAUUUGGUUCUGACAGAAAGGGAAGGUGCGAGUCCAGCCUCGCUCGCAAUGUCUUCUCGCACCGGACUGCGCAUGCAGCUAAUGCGGGAGCAGCUGCAGCAGGAGGAGCAGCGAGAGAGGGAGCAGCAGCAGCAGGCAGCCUUGCAUUACAUGCAGCAGCGCAUGGCAGUCACUGCCACACCUGCCAUUAACGUCAGCAACACUGCAGUCUUCCAGCCCAGGCCGCAGGUCCCUGUGGAGGUUCUAAAGGUCGAGACUCAUCUGGAGAAUCCCACAAAGUAUCACAUCCAGCAAUCACAGCGGCAGCAGGUGAAGCAGUACCUCUCCACUACAUUAGGGAACAAGUAUGCUGCUCAACCCCUGCCGAUGGGACACUCCCACCCUGUCCAGCCAUCAGCGGUCUCCCCUGGUCUGAGGAAUGAUCAUGUGAUGUCCAGUUCGACUGGAAACAGUGCUCCCAACAGUCCAAUGGCCAUGCUCAACAUUGGCUCGAAUCCAGUACGAGAGAUAGAUGAUGUGAUCGAUGAUAUAAUUAGCCUUGAGUCCAGCUAUAAUGACGACAUUCUGGGAUUCACUGACCCUGCUGUCCAGGCACCGAACACUUUGCCACUUUCCACUGGUCAUUUGGAGGUUUACUCAAGUCAUGGCAUUGCAGCCCCCACGAGUACUUCAUGUCCGGCAAAUAUCACCAUCAAAAGGGAAAUGUCAGAUGCAGAAGCACGGGCCUUGGCUAAGGAGCGACAGAAGAAAGAUAAUCACAACCUGAUUGAACGCAGGCGAAGGUUUAACAUCAAUGAUCGAAUAAAAGAGUUGGGAAUGCUAAUCCCCAAAUCCAACGAUCUUGACGUUCGCUGGAAUAAGGGAACGAUAUUGAAAGCUUCUGUGGAGUACAUCAAAAGGCUCCAGAAGGAGCAGCAAAGAACCAGGGAGAUGGAGGGUCAAUCGAAGAGGCUGGAGAUGACCAACAGCCACCUCCGCUUUCGCAUUCAGGAACUGGAGAUGCAAGCACAGGCCCAUGGACUAUCCACCGCCUCCCCCUCGGGGUUAAACACAUCAGAGCUCACCGGCUGCUCCUCCAUCAAACCUGAACAGAAUGUCAUGGACAUGUUUCAACACCAGCAGCACCAACAUCUGCAGCCUCCCCAAAGCCAAGUGGACUUUCCUCAGGCCCUCGACUUCUGUGACAGCUCGCUGGGUUUCACUGACCCCAUGAACCAAUUCACUGACCUCUCCUUCAGCAUUCCCACCAAAAAGGAAUACCAGCUGGAUGAGAUGCUGAUGAUGGACGAUGCAGUUUCUCCCUUGGGGAGGGACCCCUUGCUGUCCUCGGGGUCACCAGAGGCAUCGAAAGCCAGCAGCCGAAGGAGCAGUAUUAGCAUAGAUGAUGCUGAUAUUCUGUGACACACUCACACUCAGAGACACACACGCACACAUACACAGACACACUCACUCUCACAGACACAGUCACAUACACACAGACACUCUCACACGCGCACCCACUCACUAACACACAGACACGCUGAUACAGUAUAAACUAUUGGUUAGGGCUCAACCUUUUAAGGUUUGGAAAUAAUGCCUUGAGCUUCAACUGAAUUUGAAGAAUGUGUCAAACGUUCCUCUUUCUUUCUACUGGAUUCUGAGUUUGAAGAUUUUCAUAUUGUCAAGUCAUUUUGCAGACCAUAUUUUACAGUGACUUAGUGCGACUGGCUUUCCCUCUGUCUGUCCUGUUUGUAUUGUGACCCUGGGGCCUGUUUACUGAUGAUUCCUCAACCCAGCACUUCCAAAGGAGGGGAGCAUUGCCACAGCCAGGGUGCGCUCUCUCUCUCACUCUCUUUCUCUCUCUCUCUCUCUCACGCUCUCUCUCUCUCUCUCAGGUAGACCUAGGCUAUCCUCUUUCUAAGAGAUACCUUGGCCUCAGGCACCGUUUGUGUCUUUAAAAAAAUCCCCAGUGAGUUCAGUGAAAUAUCUGUGGGGUUUCUGUGGGAUGGUCAGUACCCACAUAACAUUUCAACAUUUGAUUUUCAAAAACAUCACAGAAUUGUUUAAAUAUACAAUGUCCCCCAGUGGUUUGUUGAGUUGCUGUUGAUCUUGGGGUUGUCACUGAGCUGUGCUGACGAGCAGGUUUUGGACAAGUCCUUUGCCUGCAUUGAUUUAGCUGGGCCAAGGAGACAGUGGUACUCAAUACCUCUGAUGCAGAAACAGAAAGCUCUUGUCUCUGUUAAUUACCCUUUGAUACCUGUGGGUCCCAGUAUUUAGGAAAUUGGGUUCUGGCUCAUGUAUCCUCUCCUAUCACCUUAAUGCCAGAUCUCUGGGUUAGACACCUCACAAAGAGUUAAUGGUUACUCUUGUCAGAGAGCCACAGAAUUGUUACUGCACAGGUGGACGCCAUUCGGCCUGUUGUGCAUGUACUGGUUCUGUUACCCAGUGCUGACCUCCAGCCUUUUCCUCAUCUCCCUGAACACUAUUUCUGCCCAAAUCACCAUUGAAUGCUCUUUUGACUGCCUCAAUUGAACCUGCCUCCGCCACAUGUCUACGCCUUGUGUCCCAGACUCUAACUACUGUAUCUGUUAGUUGCUUCAAAAGGGAAAAGGUGAGAAUUGAAAGUUUCUGGGCUGCCUUUCUGUGAUGCUGACCCUGUGGAUUGCUGUCAGGCCGAUAUGCCAUCAGAAAUGGUGUGAGUGUGGUCUGGGGCUGUUGGUUGAGUAUUAACUUGUCAGGAAAUGUUGGGUUUUGUAGUUUUCGAUUGUUCUCUGGUACUUUAACUUAAAUUCAGAGAUGGAAGCGCAGCCAUCUGUGAGGAGCAAGGGGCUCCUAUCUCACUGGCACAGUUUCAUUUGGAUGACCCGAACAAUCUGUGCACAGUUUUAAUUGUAGACCAAACUGAUUCCUGCAGCAACUCCAAUCAGUAAGACUUCUGGACAGAUGAGGCUUGAGGAAGUGAUAAACACAUUUCACCAGGCAAGGAGCUUUAGAGAAGACGAACAGGAUGUAUACUGACCAACACAGGGAGGGCACCAGCUUUUCCCUGCAGUUAAUCAACCCCUUCCCCUUUCAAACAUUACCCUGUUUCAUUGCCCAUUCACACAGAUCAUUACAGCUCACUGUAUCGAGCCAUUCUGCUUCUCCCCCUCUGGCAUUUUACCAAUUGCCUUUGGUUUGUAACCCUCUGUUUACUGCUAUUGGAAACAGUUUUUUUUUAUCCAUUCUAUCACAACUCUUGAUGACUUUGUGCACUUUUAUUGAGUCACCACAUAAUCCUCUCUGCUCUUGGAGAACAAACCUAGUUUGUUCAGUCUCUACUGGGAAGAGAAAUUCCUUAUCCCCAAUUGUCCCUCAUUCCCCAGAACAUCCUUUCUUCAAGAGGACUUUCCAAAUCCAUGAUCAUGUCCAUCAGGAAGGAUAAGGACAACAGAUACAUGGCAACACCACCAGCUGCAAGUCCAGUCUAAGUCACUCACCAUCCUAACUUGGAAAUAUAUCCCCAUUCCUUCAGUGUUGCUGGGUCAAAAUCUUCAAAUGUCCUGACUUAUGGAACUGUUGCUAUUUUUUUUGCCACGGGGAUUACAAUGGUUUAAGACAAUAGCUCCCCAUGAUCUUCCCUAGGGCAAAUUAAGAUGGACAGUAUCUUCUGCCCUUGUCUCAAUGGUGGCAUCCCCGGGACAAAUGAAAACAUUAAUAGAACUCCUCUAACUUUCUCCAAGACCCCUUGACUUCAUGCCCAAAGUAUGGUGCCCCAUGUUGGACACAAUAUCUCUGGGCAGAAGUGGGUACUGCCGAUGUUGGAGAUUGGAGUCAAGAUUAGAGUGGUGCUGGAAAAGCGCGGCAGG